AUGCCACUAUUGUCCUAUUUAGUAUAUAAAUACUCACUGAACAACUUGAUAAAGAAAUUCCUUUUCAAUGUUAUUUAUUUACUUGAUAUUUCUAGGUGGAUACGAUGGAUAUUAGAAGAUACCAUUGAAUUAACAUCGGAAUAUUGUCUUUUUCAAAAUAACAUUGAUAAGUUAUUAUCCAUUCGAUGGGAUUGGGUUAAUGCAGACGACGGCGGACAUUUACUAUCAAUCAUUAUUGAUUCAGAAAUAUUUAUUUUCGCACCGGUCUGUCUAAAUCUUUCAUUAAGUCGUAAUAAACUACGAGGUGGGCAUGCAUGUCAGCCAACAUUAAUGACUACAAUUGGUGAAGUACCAAUGCCAACACAACAACAAGAACCUUGUUGGCGAUAUUCUUCAAUUACUGCCUCGCGUGGUGGUAGUAGUCGUCGUUGUUUUGUCAAACAAGCUGCAUGGCUUCGUGAUGGUCUAUCACUAAUUGAUGCAAAAACUGAACUCCAGUUGUUUAAUUAA
This is a messenger RNA of Schistosoma intercalatum, 510 nucleotides long. The record is from the annotation of a GenBank genome assembly. Lineage: Eukaryota; Metazoa; Platyhelminthes; Trematoda; Strigeidida; Schistosomatidae.